Galleria mellonella (greater wax moth) is the source of this 4426-nucleotide messenger RNA. RefSeq lists its product as uncharacterized. The record is from RefSeq and is a predicted model, not a curated record. Gene Ontology annotation, molecular function: ligand-gated monoatomic ion channel activity. The transcript is spliced from 22 exons. Gene Ontology annotation, cellular component: membrane. The coding region runs from base 33 to 3845 and encodes 1270 amino acids. NCBI's taxonomy places the organism in Eukaryota, Metazoa, Arthropoda, Insecta, Lepidoptera, Pyralidae.
UAUUCUCAUGUACAAUCUAAUCGCUUAGCACAAUGAUAAAAUUUUGUAUUUUAAUAUUUUUAUUUUUCCAAAGUACCCAUACUGUGGACAUGGAUUUUGAUGCAAUAAUGAUUUCUGAUGUUAUUCAUUCAAUUGAAAGACCAUCAGCCUUAAUCGCUACGCUUUGCUGGCCAGUCUAUAAAAAAUUUCAUUUUUUUUCAAUGCUGGGAGGUAACAAUACUGAUCAAUUGAAUAUGAUACAAUUUGCAGAAUUUAAUAAUAUCAGUAAUUAUAAUGCGCAACCUCAGCAUAUUACAUUUUUAGUGGACCUUAAUUGUCCAUAUAUUUCUGAAUUUAUCGAAAAGAACAUAGAAUUACAACAUUUUAGAUCACCUUUCCGAUGGUUCCUUUUGUACAAUUCGAAUAAUGAAAAUGAAAUUCCUGAUGUUAUUGAUUCCUUUAAUAUUUUACCUGAUAGUGAAGUAAUGGUUAUUCGUAAAACGGAUAAUGAAACCUAUAAUUUAUAUUUAGUUUACAAAAUAAACAAUGGAGGGAUGUGGCGUUCAGAAUUAUUUGGUACUUGGAAUAAGGAUAACAAAUUAAUAAAAACAAAUGAUAUGGUUGAAGUAACUGCUUUAAGAAGAUCUAAUUUGGAUGACUUUCAAAUUAGCAUUUGUUAUGUCGUUACCGAGAAUGACAGUGUUAAUCACUUAACUGAUGAAGUGAAUGAUCAUAUAGAUACAAUAACCAAGGUGAAUUUCCCAACUACAAACCAUUUAUUGGAUUUCCUCAAUGCGAGUAGAAAAUAUAUAUACGUAAACACUUGGGGUUAUCUCGAGAAUGGUACGUGGAACGGUAUGACCGGUUAUUUGGUCCGAGAAGAAGUGGAAAUUGGAGGAUCACCCAUGUUUUUAACAUCGGAACGUAUACCGGUCGUGGAAUAUAUAUCAAGUCCAACUCCAACAAGAUCCAAGUUUGUUUUCCAGCAACCGAAACUUUCCUAUGAAAGCAACUUGUUCCUACUCUCAUUUCGCAAUACCGUCUGGUAUAGCAGUAUCGCUCUACUUUUGUUAUUACUUCUAGCACUUUUCUCUGUUGCAAUUUGGGAAUGGAAACAAACUAAGCAUGAUAUUAAUACGAGAGAAACUGAUUCCGGAAUCCUAAGGCCGAAUUUCGCAGAUAUAGUUGUAUUAAUACUUGGUGUUACAUGCCAGCAAGGAAGUCCAGUUGAAUUAAAAGGCUCUCUGGGUCGUAUUGUUUUGCUGAUCCUGUUUCUGUCAGUGAUGUUUUUAUAUACGUCGUACUCUGCAAACAUUGUCGCACUUUUACAAUCCAGUUCCUCUAAAAUUAAUACCCUAGAUGACCUUCUGCAUUCUAGGCUCAAGUUUGGCGUUCAUGACAACGUUUUCAACAGACAUUAUUUCUCGACAGCAACUGAACCAGUUCGAAAAGCAAUUUAUGAGAAAAAAGUCGCUCCACCUGGUACUAUACCUAGGUUUAUGAGCAUGGAAGAAGGUGUCAAGAAUAUACGAAAGGGAUUAUUCGCAUUCCAUAUGGAAACUGGUGUCGGAUACAAAUUUGUUGGAAAAUAUUUCCAUGAAAGUGAAAAAUGUGGUCUUAAAGAAAUACAAUAUCUACAAGUAAUAGACCCAUGGCUAGCAGUUAGAAAAAAUACUCCAUAUAAAGAAAUGUUCAAGAUAGGAACGAAACGCAUCCAAGAGCAUGGAUUACAAAGUAGAGAGAACCGUUUGUUGUACGAAAAACGACCUAAAUGUUCCGGUAGUGAAUCUAGUUUCGUUUCAGUUAGCAUGGUCGACUGUUAUCCAGCACUGCUAAUUCUAUCAUAUGGCACUAUAAUAUCAAUAGGUCUGAUGAUUCUUGAGAAUGUUGUGCAUGGGCGCCAGACUAUAGUUAAAAGGAUACAGAGAACUUACAAAGGGGGUAAUUAUAGGAUAUAUAAUUCGUUAUAUAUUAGUCUAUUUAAUGUUAUUAAAAUGAAAAAUAUGGUAUUGUUAUUGUUCUUCUUUAUAAGCAGCCUUUCAGGUUCUACAGUUGAAAUUAAAAUGCUCAGCGAGCUGUUAAAUUCAUUUGAAAGACCAUUGUCUCUAUUUACCAAAGUUUGUUGGAAUCCGUCAAUGAAACUUCACUACAUGUCAACUUUGGGGAAUUUAGAAGAAAAACCAAAAGUUAAUCGAUUUAUAGAUGCUAAUACCAUAAAUAAGCAUAACGAUUAUUUAAAUCGGCAUUUUAUUAUAUUUAUAGUAGAUAUAAACUGUCCUAGGAUUGAAUAUUUUUUCAAAAAAGCAAAUAUCGCUAAAAAGUUUGGUUUACCGUAUAAAUGGGUGAUAAUAGGAAAAUCACUAAAUAAAGAUGGUACAGUGCCGCGUGAAAUGUAUGAACUCGAUAUAUUGCCUGAUUCAGAAGUUAUUAUCGCACAAAAUAACGGCAGUGAUUCUUUUAAACUAAGUAUGAUUUACAGGAUAAGACCACAAUCCGAAUGGAUCAUAGAAAACUACGGAGAAUGGACAUCGUUAUCUGGGCUAAAGAAAGUUAAGUUGACAGAACAGUCUAUUUCAAUUAGAAGGAAAAAUUUCCAUAGAACUCCCAUAAAGAUUACUUUGGUUAUCUUUAACAACAAAACUAAAGAAGACCUUUUCGACCUUAGCGAUUUUUUUACGGACACUGCGACAAAAGCUAAUUAUCGUCAAGUUUAUCCACUCUUUACUUAUUUGAAUGCAUCUAUAGAAUUUAUCUAUACUGAUAAUUGGGGAUAUUAUAGAAAUGGAUCAUUUAACGGUAUGAUUGGUGAAUUAACGAAUGAGAGAGCUGAACUUGCAGGUACAGUGCUAAUAAUAACACUUCAACGUAUAAAAGUUGUGGAUUUCUUAAUAUCUCCUUCACCCAUCUCACUCAAGUUCGUGUUCCGAGAACCACCGUUGUCAUACCAGAAUAAUUUGUUUCUUCUGCCUUUCAAAUCUACCGUAUGGUAUUGCAUUGGAGCAUUUGUUAUAAUAUUGAUAUUCAUUAUUUAUAUCAACGCAUUAUGGGAAAAAAAGAAGAUGGUGGAUAAUGAGUCGAAGAAAAUUGAACAUGUUUAUUUAAGACCAAACGUCAGCGAUGUUACAAUGUUAGUAGUGACAGCCAUAGCACAACAAGGAAGUUCUUUAGAACUAAAAGGUGGCCUUGGUCGACUUGUGACAUUUCUGCUAUUCCUCGUCUUCUUAUUACUUUACUCAUCAUACUCGGCCAGUAUUGUAGCAUUACUGCAAUCCAGAUCGAACCAGAUUCGUACUUUGGCUGAUCUCCUUAAUUCUAAAUUGGAAUUAGGAGUGGAGAAUACACCUUAUAAUAAGCAUUAUUUUUCUGCUGCUACAGAACCAAUAAGAAAAGCAAUCUAUCAAAAGAAAAUAGCUCCACCUGGAGCAAAGCCAAAAUUCAUGGAUUUGGAAGAAGGAGUUAAGAAGUUACAGAAAGAACCAUUUGCUUUUCACAUGGCCACAGAAUUUGGAUAUCAUGUAGUACAUAGAUAUUUCUAUGAACAUGAAAAAUGUGGGCUUCAAGAAAUUCAAUAUUUGGAUAACACAAAAACUUACUUGACGUGUCAGCGAAAUACACCAUACAAAGAAUUUUUUAAAGUCGGACUGUUAAGGAUCAAGGAAACUGGUAUAGGUGAUCGGGAAAACCGCUACUUUUUUUCCAGAAGACCAGUUUGCUUAGCCCGUGGGGGAAGUUUUCAAUCCGUCAACAUGAUCGAUUUCUAUCCAGUCAUGUUACUUCUAAUAUAUGGGAUGAUUUUAUCAUUUGCAAUAAUGAUUAUAGAAAUAUUAUUACAUCGCAGACAAAUGUUAAAAAACAAUGUAUUUUGAAGGAUAUACUAAAUAUUAAACCAAUAAUAGUUAAUAUAAAUGAAUAGAAAACUAUCAUGUUACUUUUAUUUACACAGAUUUUUUUGUAAUUAUCCAAUUUGAUGUGAAAAUAAACGUCUUUACUUUGUAUAUGAGUACGCAUAAGUAGAUGUUAAGUUCUAAAUACAGUUCUUGUUACAUUUUUUUUAAAUAUGUAUAAAAUUAAUAAGUAUUAAAAGUACAACGUAUUCUUUAGCACAAAUAAACAACAAGCACAGUUUAUCUUUUUCUCAUUUAACUAUUAUACUUAAAGCCACAUACAAUAUCUGAUCUGCAAAGAAUAAAAUUAUUAUCUUCCGAACUACAAGAACUGUACCUUGAUAUACUUAUUACAAACUCAAAGUCAAUGAACAACCUGGAAAUGCCACUAAUGAAAGAGAAAGUUCAGAAUGUGAUAUCCAGACAACGGCAGAAACAGAAGAGUUAAUGAAGUCACAGAACUGUUCACGUUAGUUACAUAGUUUAGGCUCAAGUUCCCUACAAGUUUUAUAAUGUCAUACUCAUAUAUGUUUUGUCAUAUAAAAAAAUAUUAUCUUUUCUUA